Molecule: messenger RNA, 1320 nt
Organism: Aspergillus eucalypticola CBS 122712
Lineage: Eukaryota; Fungi; Ascomycota; Eurotiomycetes; Eurotiales; Aspergillaceae
Product: putative inositol 5-phosphatase
Exons: 1
Coding region: 1-1320 (439 amino acids)
Biological process (GO): phosphatidylinositol dephosphorylation
Molecular function (GO): phosphatidylinositol-4,5-bisphosphate 5-phosphatase activity
Source: RefSeq, a predicted model, not a curated record
AUGGAUUCGCUCUUACUCUACAUCCUCACGUUCAAUUGCGCUCGAAACCCCGUCGACGUCGACCGCUUCUCCCGCCAUUUCUUCGAUGCCUUACCCCGCACCGAUGGUUCCAGCUCGCCCGCAGCCCCGGAACUCAUCGUGCUCUCCCUGCAGGAAAUAGCUCCUAUCGCCUAUGCCUUUCUCGGAGGCUCGUUUCUAACGCCAUACUUCUCGGCUCUGACACAGGUGGUGGAUCGCGCAGUUGCCCAAUACUGGGAUGUCCAUUACGUCAAUCUGGUUACCGACAAUUCCGGGAUGACCGGUCUGAUGGUCUUCGCUCGGUCGGAUGUCGCUGACCAAGUCUCAUCCAUUAAUACCGCCCGUGUAGGAUUUGGCUUCCAAGACAUGGGCAACAAGGGUGCCGUGGGGGCGCGCAUUGCCUACAGAGGCGCAGCAGGAGCCGGGGAUCCUUUAGACCUCACUUUCGCUGCUGCGCACCUCGCCCCCAUGGAGUAUGCUGUCGAGCGUAGGAACGCAGACUGGCGCAGCUUGGUCGAGAGAUUGGUCUUCAGCUACUCACCUGCUGCAGGUGGCCCCGACACAGCCAACGCGGAGGAAAGUGCGCCCCUGCUGCGGCAAUCCCAGGAAGGCCAUCGGGGCAUCUACACGCCUACAAGCUACCUCUUCCUAGCGGGUGAUCUUAAUUACCGUACCUCCAACGUAUCGCCGCGACCCGACGACCAUAGCCGAUUCCCGCAAGCGGAUGUAGACCCUUCCGACCCUCAGCACUACUCACAUCUCUUGAAACAAGAUCAGCUUUCCCGCGAGAUGGAACAGUCUCGGUGUUUCCACGGACUCUCCGAAGCCCCGAUCACAUUCCCCCCAACAUACAAGUAUACGUUGGCAGCACGCCAGGCAGCAAGUGAUCCAACGGCAGAUAAUGCUCGCCCAGAUUGGAAGUGGACAAGGACCCGCUGGCCCAGUUGGUGCGACCGUGUGUUGUAUCUGGAGUCUCCACCGGGCACGAGCAAGCGAGGUCAGGUCAAACCUUUAAAGUAUGAUGCUCUGCCGUUAUUCCCAACCUCCGAUCAUCGCGCCGUCGCCUUGGCCGUAACUAUCCCGGCGCAGUCCGUGCUUCCAGAAGAUACGACGCAAAUGAGUGUCCCUUUCCCGAUCGAUCCAGAAUGGGAGACUAAACGAGAUGCCGCGCGACGGAAGGAACUUGCGGUGGGCUUUUUGGCGUACCUGGCCUUGACCUGGGAGGGAAACGGCCUGUUACUUGCAUCGGCGGUAGGACUUCUGGGGGCGUGGCUCGUGCUCCAAUCGUUCUUUAACGUUUGA